This is a messenger RNA of Priapulus caudatus, 1854 nucleotides long. Its product is annotated as protein TIS11-like. The transcript is spliced from 3 exons. The record is from RefSeq and is a predicted model, not a curated record. Gene Ontology annotation, molecular function: metal ion binding; mRNA binding. The coding region runs from base 89 to 943 and encodes 284 amino acids. Lineage: Eukaryota; Metazoa; Priapulida; Priapulimorpha; Priapulimorphida; Priapulidae.
CGGUGUGUAUAGCGCGAAUAUUUCCCGCGCGCUGUCACAUUGGAACACUCGCCUCAGCUGGACAAGUUCAGGAAAAUUUCGUUGGUGUAUGUUUUGCAAAACCUCAAUAUCCGUAGAAAUGUUAACACCACCACAAGUACCCGUAGGAAUGGGUGAUCUUAUUGUGUUAAAGGAGAAGUUAGUGCAGCAGCAGCAACAGGUGGACAUGCUACUGGCUGACAGGGCUGCAGCCACACUGGCUUCAUUCCAUUUCCAAGAGCAACUUCAUGCCCAGGUUUGUCGUGUGUCGUCUGCACAGGAGUCCCGAGCGAUUUCCAGAGGUUUAGAUUCUGCAUCGCCUCCUCUGCACAGGAGGUUUGACCGCAGCGUUAGCGAGCCGCCUCCUGAUCGUGUGAAGAGCAGUCGCUACAAGACGGAGCUAUGCAGGCCGUUCGAGGAGACUGGAGCGUGCAAGUACGGAGAGAAGUGCCAGUUUGCUCACGGUGCUCAUGAGCUGCGCGUGUUGCCGCGCCACCCUAAGUAUAAGACGGAGAUGUGCCGCACCUUUCACACGACGGGACUAUGUCCCUAUGGACCGCGCUGUCACUUCGUACACAAUCCUGACGAAAACAUCCAGGAGGAGAGCUACGAGCAGCCGAAGGUGGCACUGCAGCAGCAGCACGUGAGGUCGUCCAUUUCCAGCGGCCUGUCGUACAGCAGCGGCUCACUGUCCCAGUCGCCGCUCUCUAGUCCAGGAUCACUGUCCCCGAAAAACGAGAAGACCUUGUUUGCAUUCGACCAGGACGCCCUCGCAUUGGCAUUGAAGUCUGUUUCGAUCGAUCAAGUUCCUCAGAGCAGGCUGCUCCUGCAGCCGGUUCCCGAGCAAAAUCGUACCAACUAUCUACAAGACAGCACCCGUGGAAUCAGGUUGCCCAUCUUCAACAACUUUGGUAUUAAACCUUAAUUAACCCAUGAACUAGAAAACUAUAAUGACACGGGUUACUGUUUGUUGUUGGUUCUUGGGCUACUGGAUAUGUUUUUACAUAUUUCCAAUACUAGUGUCAGGGAUGAUAACAUCACAAGCUGAAUGAGCUGUGCCAUGUGAUAUUUCUCAAUAAUGAUAUUUAAAAAUUUUGCACUAAAUUUAGUGUUUUUGUAACUUAAAAUUAUGAGGUAGAUUAUUUAAUUAUCCUUAGUAGUGUUUGGCAUUUUUUGUUUGUUUUCUUUUUUAGUUGGAAAUAAAGGUUGAUAAUUUAUGUCGUUUUAUAAUGUAAAGGUGAGCCAAGAAACGUAUCUGCUCACAAGCCAAACUGCUUGGUCCGGUUUGCUGUGCAUGGCGAUGUUAUUUAUUAAUAUCAGUCUCUCGAGUGUCUGGAAAUCGAGGACUUGUGAAACAGUAAUUUUCUACAUGUUGGGUUUUGUGCCUGCAGUUAUUGUAUUGGGUGGACCCUGGUAAAUUAUUUUGCAGAAGUUGAAUUUAUAUUGUGAAGGAUACAUUGAGGACUGGGUAUUUGUUUGUUCAUUCCACUGGUACUGUACAGUCAAUAUAUUUCAACCACUACAUUUUUAAAUUGUAAAAAUUUCAAAACUAUUCAUAAGCAAUUAUUUUUGCAGCAUUCUGGCAGAAUUACAUAUUUUUAAUUUCAUGAUUCCAGACAUUAAAUCUAUUUGCAUGUAGUAUUACAAUUUAUUAUUUAUUAUAAUUUGUUAUAUUUAUAUUUAUUAGAAAGGGUCUGUCACCUUCGGUAGUGGUACUUGAAACAAUAUUCUGAUUACUUCUGUAAAACGUUCACAUUCCGACCAAAGAGAUUUUAGUUUUGUAAAAAUGAUAUUGUAUUGUAACGUUUUGUACAGAAAAUAAAAUGUUUUCCAUUA